UCCUUCGCGGUUAAGGGACAUUUUCUAAGACAUAUCGGCAGAUAUUCGAAUAUGACUGCAGUGAAGUGAGCAGUAAACUGUCUAACAGGAGAGGAUCAACAAAGCUGUAGAAUAUAUUUAAGAAAGCGAAGUGGAGAUUGCGCACCGAGUCCUUGAAAUAAUUCCGAGUCUUAAAAGUACAUUAACAUUUAGCAAAAGGAGAAGAUAAAGCAGAUCGAUUAUGAAGUGGAGAUAACUUCGAUCAAUUUGGAUUUCUCUUUCUCAACUCGGUGAGGUCUAGUAGACACCGCCAGCGCAUUUUUACAGCAUACACAUAUUCAAAUCUGCGUGGAGGUGCUCAUAAACAAAAAACGCCCCACAUAUUAGUAGAAUUUUAACAUUUGCACGCAAGGAAGGUCACAGCGUCCCUGACAUCUUGCCAGGGCAACCGCAGCAGGAAUCCUUAAUCAGUGCCAUCCUUAUCUCUAGAAACAGAGCGUGAAUUAUUCAACCAGGUGGUGACUAUAAAUUUCCCCACACGAGAGCCAUGUACCUCACAAAACAGUUUCGCUGCGUGACUGUUACACGCCGCAACAUGCUCAAUUUCAUCUGGGACACGUGGCGGUGGAUGUUCCCACCCAGCCCUCUCCCCCCGGGACCCCGGGGCUUGCCCGUCGUCGGGGCGCUGCCGUACCUUGGCAGUGACGUUACGGGGACUCUAGAGACCUGGGCGCGGGAGUACGGACCUGUUUUUAGCGCUAACUUUGGAAGUCGACCUGUUGUGUUUCUGAACGGGUUUGAUGUGAUCAAAGAGGCGCUGGUGACCAGGCGGUCCGAGUUCUCCGGACGGCCGUAUUUGUAUUCUAUCCACAGAGUGUUCAAAGGAAAAGGUAUCCACAGCGUCGACUACGGCCCCUGUUGGCGCCACCAGAGACAGUUCACAGAAAAACUGAUGUACGAGGAAAACCUGGAGUCCAUCAUCCAGCGAGAAUCUCGCCACUUAUCGGACAGAAUUCAAACGUUUGGCGGGCGACCUUUUGACCCUGCCAAACUAAUGAACGUUGCCGCUGCCAACAUCAUGUGCUCGGUGCUUUUUGGGGAGAGAUAUGAUUUCGAUAAUGAAGACAUACAACGGUUACUGAGUCUCAUUUCAGACGCGCUAAAACUUGCAAAUGGUGCUUUUAAUUUCAUAUGGAUUGCUCGGUUCUUUCCGUCGGCUAGACGCUUCGACGCGCUGGCAGACGAGAUCUUGAAGACUGUGGAGAAGAUCGUUAAGCCCCAACUCGACUCCUAUGACCCCACCAAAACCCGCCAUUUCUUAGAUGCUUAUAUGCAUAAGAUCCACCAGUCGCCCCACUCGGACACCUUCAAUACUGAUCAGCUGAUGUCGGUCGUCCUUGACGUCAUACUGGCCGGUUCCCAGAAUGCAACAACCAUGAUGAAGUGGUGCCUUCUUUAUCUGGCCACACACCAAGAUGUGCAGACGACAGUUUACUCUGAACUUCAACAGGUGCUAGAGAACAACCCCUUGUCCUACAAUCUCCGUCCACAGCUACCGUACACCGAGGCCACAGUACUUGAGGUGAUACGACGAAACACGGGACGGUUCCCUCUUGGUGCAUCUCACGCGACCACGUGUGACGUCACCUUCAGGGGGUACGUCAUCCCCAAAAGCACUUACGUCAGCGUCAACCUGAACUCCGUUUUCAUGGACGAGAAGCUGUGGCCGGAGCCAAUGAAAUUCCGACCGCAGCGCUUCCUGGCGGAGAGCGGAGAAGUCAAGGAGCCUGAAUACUUCAUGCCUUUUGGUUUAG
Molecule: messenger RNA, 1793 nt
Organism: Lingula anatina
Lineage: Eukaryota; Metazoa; Brachiopoda; Lingulata; Lingulida; Lingulidae
Product: vitamin D 25-hydroxylase
Biological process (GO): xenobiotic metabolic process
Cellular component (GO): intracellular membrane-bounded organelle; cytoplasm
Molecular function (GO): steroid hydroxylase activity; iron ion binding; oxidoreductase activity, acting on paired donors, with incorporation or reduction of molecular oxygen, reduced flavin or flavoprotein as one donor, and incorporation of one atom of oxygen
Source: RefSeq, a predicted model, not a curated record